AUGGUGUUGUACUCACCGUGGAAAGCCCUUGGGCUUGUUUCUGGGCUGUGUGUCGCUAUAGCUCAGUCGCAGAGCACCCUUGCGUCCAACAGCCCUUCCAACACUCCUUCGCCGACGCAGUUCACCAUUCCCAGCUCAGCUUAUGCCGCCCCGACGGUGCUUCCCAAUAUCGUGGAUCCACAGGCUGUUGAUCCUCAAAAGGUCUGUCCGGGAUACAUCGCUUCCAAUGUCAAAAACACGUUGAACGGCUUAACAGCCUCGCUCUCACUGGCUGGCGAGGCAUGCAAUGUGUACGGGACAGACAUCUCGUCUCUGAAGCUGUCGGUCGAAUACCAAGCAGCCGACCGCUUGCACGUGGAGAUCGUGCCAACCUACCUCGAUGUUUCCAAUGCGACGCAGUACCUCAUUCCUUCCGGUCUGGUGGCACGGCCACAAGUGGAAAAUCGCAAUGCGUCUUCUGAUUUGCAGUUCUCCUGGACCAACAAACCGAGUUUCGCUUUCACCGUGACAAGGAAGUCCACCGGAGACGUCCUCUUCUCUACCGAAGGAAAGAAGUUAGUGUUCGAGAAUCAGUUCUUGGAGAUUUCCAGUUCAUUGCCCGAAAACUACAACCUUUAUGGACUGGGCGAGUCUGUCCGCCCUUUCAGACAGGGAAAUAACUACACCCAGACCUUCUACGCGGCCGAUGCAGGAGAUACGGUUGACUACAACUCCUAUGGAACCCACCCCUUUUAUUUAGAGACCCGCUACUUCACCCAGGAUGCAGAUGGCAAGCGCACUCUAUUAACAAGUGAAAAUCCAUCUCCUGACGCUAAUUAUACUGCGGUGUCGCAUGGUGUCUAUCUGCGUAAUGCCCAUGGUCAGGACGUCCUGCUGCGACCGGACAGCAUCACCUGGCGUACCAUUGGCGGCAGCAUUGACCUCUACUUCUUCCCAGGUCCCUCCCAGGCGGAAGUGACGAGGUCAUACCAGAAAGUUAUCGGGCUCCCUGCGUUCCAGCAAUACUGGACACUCGGCUUCCACCAAUGCCGUUGGGGAUACACAAGCUGGAAGGAACUCGAUGACGUUGUCAAGGGCUAUACCGAUUUCCAGAUCCCUCUUGAAGCCAUUUGGACUGAUAUUGACUACUUGAACCGUUAUCGUGACUUUGAGAAUACCCCAGGCUUUGAUUACCAGACAGGCAAAGACUUCUUGCAACAACUGCACAAUGGUGGUCGACAUUACGUCCCCAUUAUUGACUCGGCGAUUUAUAUCCCGAACCCUUCUAAUCCGGAUGAUGCAUACCCUACCUUCGAGAGAGGCAACGACACCGGGUCUUUCCUGCGGAACCCCGACGGCAGCCUCUACAUUGGUGCUGUUUGGCCUGGAUACACAGUCUUCCCCGACUGGCUAUCCCAAGGUGCAGAGGGAUGGUGGGCCAAUGAGAUGAUCGAGUACUACAAGAAAGUCGCUUACGAUGGAGCAUGGAUCGACAUGAGCGAGAUUUCGUCUUUCUGUACGGGCAGCUGCGGGAGUGGCAACCUGACUCUGAACCCAGUUCACCCUCCUUUUGCUCUUCCUGGUGAGCCCCAGAACCUGGUACUCGAGUACCCAGAAGGGUUCAGUGCCACAAACGCCAGUGAGGCAGCAUCUGCCUCCUCGGCCAUAGCUUCAUCGUCCAGUGCAUAUGCCGCUCCAACAACAUCCAGUGCCACAUCCUAUCUGCGCACCUCCCCGACUCCUGGAGUCCGCAAUGCUACCUACCCGCCUUACAAUAUUAACAACAUCCAAGGCGCCCUGCCAGCGAAGGCCAUCUCUCCCGAUGCUACCCAUGCGGAAGGCACACUGGAGUAUGAGAUCCACAAUCUCUGGGGCCACAGCAUCCUGCAUGCCACCCACAAGGCGCUGUCGCAGGUGUUCCCGGGCAAGCGUCCAUUCAUCAUCGGCCGGUCAACAUUUUCUGGUUCUGGCGCUGUAGCCGGCCACUGGGGUGGUGACAACUAUUCCAAAUGGGCAUACAUGUACUUCUCAAUCCCGCAAGGCCUACAGAUGUCGCUGCUUGGUAUCCCCAUGUUCGGAGUCGACACGUGCGGCUUUUCCGGUAACACUGAUAUGGAGUUAUGCAGUCGGUGGAUGCAACUGAGCGCUUUCUUCCCAUUCUAUAGAAACCACAACACUCUCAGCUCGAUUCCCCAGGAGGCAUACCGGUGGGCGGAAGUUAUCGACUCUAGUAAGACCGCCAUGACUGUGCGGUACCAGCUCUUGCCGUACAUCUACACGCUGCUUUACCAUGCGCACCAGCAAGGAGACACGGUCUUGAGAGCUCUGGCCUGGGAGUUCCCGGACCCCUUGCUCGCCAGUGCCGAUCGCCAGUUCUUGCUCGGCCCCUCUAUCUUGGUCACGCCAGUGCUCGAGCCGGGGUCGACGACAGUGAAUGGGGUUUUCCCAGGCCUUAUUCAGGGAACCGAGACCUGGUAUGACUGGUAUAAUGGCAGUGCGGUGCCCGUCCCGGCUCAGGCGAACACUACUAUUGAUGCGCCGUUGGGCCAUAUCCCUGUCUAUGUGCGUGGUGGAUCGGUCCUUCCGCUGCAACAGCCUGCACUCACAACCAGGGAGGCACGCCAAACGCCUUGGGAUAUCCUAGUGGCCCUUGACAAGAAUGGAGAGGCUAACGGAGAUCUGUAUCUUGACGAUGGUGUCAGCGUUGAGCCGACUUCCACGCUGACCGUGGACUUUGUUGUUAAGAACAGAUCGCUGCAGGCCUCCAUUACGCAAGGCGGUUGGACCGAUGGUAAUGCUCUGCAGAAUGUGACGGUGUGGGGUGUCUCCGAUGUGAACACGGCGCAGGUCAAGUUCAACGGCCGCCCUGUCGGGGCGAAGAAUGUCCAGUUCGAUGAGAAGAGGGGUACAUUGGUUGUUACCGGAUUCAAUGUUGGCGCUUGGACUGCGAGUGGUUGGAAAUUGGAGUGGUAA
Molecule: messenger RNA, 2952 nt
Organism: Aspergillus chevalieri
Lineage: Eukaryota; Fungi; Ascomycota; Eurotiomycetes; Eurotiales; Aspergillaceae
Product: glycoside hydrolase family 31 protein
Exons: 4
Coding region: 1-2952 (983 amino acids)
Biological process (GO): carbohydrate metabolic process
Molecular function (GO): hydrolase activity, hydrolyzing O-glycosyl compounds; carbohydrate binding
Source: RefSeq, a predicted model, not a curated record